This is a messenger RNA of Pecten maximus, 3684 nucleotides long. RefSeq lists its product as uncharacterized. The record is from RefSeq and is a predicted model, not a curated record. The transcript is spliced from 8 exons. Bases 9 to 2240 code for a protein of 743 amino acids. NCBI's taxonomy places the organism in Eukaryota, Metazoa, Mollusca, Bivalvia, Pectinida, Pectinidae.
UGAAGCGUAUGGAGUUAUCUUUCGAACAACAAAAUGUUAUAGAAGAGAUUAUGCAGACUGAAACUGUGGAAAAAGACAAGCAGACGGAGGGCUUCAUCACAAUCUAUGAUUUUGGAGGAGAGAAAGUGUUCUAUAACACCCAUCACUGUUUUAUGUCAAGUAACAUGGUCUUCGUCCUGGUGUUCGACGUGGCGAUGUGUCUUGAUCCUACUAGGGCGAAGGAUGGCUAUGAAAGGAUCGAAACCUGGCUGAGGUCUAUUGCUACCUAUGCUAUUGACCAAGCCGCCGAUGGUAAAGGGACGCCUCCCGUAAUCCUGAUUGGGUCUCACUUGGAUACAAUUUCUCAAGACAGAAAAAAACAGGAAGAAGCAUUCGGCAAAGUGCUGAAAAAAUUGUACGAGAACCCUCAACUAAGUUCAAUUAUGGAAAAUCACGUACAGGAAAUGUAUCCAAUCGCCCACCUGAACGAUUCUAAAAAGAAUCAAGACCUAUACGAGGUGGUGUGGAACAAAGUUAUAGAGAUUGCUCCGCUUCAAUCGCAGUGGAAGAAACCUAUACCUGCAAGGUGGCUGGCUCUACAACACCAGCUGAUUAAACGGAAAAAUGCAGGGACUGUGAUUCUAACGUAUGAAGAAUUGUUGGAAAUCAACAACAAGUCAGCAAUCCCGUUGGUCGAACACGAAGUCACAGACUUUCUUAGGAAUUUGAUAUUUGCUGGAUUCCUCUGCUUUGACUUCGACAGUCUAAGACCUUUUGUCGUUUUAAGACCUCAGUGGAUAAUAAACGGCUUCAAAAGCAUUAUCACAGAUCCAAGCUUCAUGACAGGCCUAUCGACGAAGAUAAAACUUCAGUGGACAAAAUAUGAGAGAACUGGUGUCCUUACACUCGACUUGAUCCAGCAAAUUUGGGAACUAAACGACGACAAAAGCUUUCUUGCAAACAAGAAAACGCUCUACAACAUCAUGGAAACACUUGGCUUGCUAGCAAAUCCAUUGCUAGAUAUUUCAAAUGAAGUGGUUGAUUACUUCAUAGUGCCAAGUAUGCUCCGGCCGGCGGAUCAAGAAAUUAUUCGACCAGUACUUGAUGACCCUGAAACCAUUGUCACUGUCACACUUUGUCUCAAGUUCGACAACCCAUUCAUUCCGCUAGCCGUAUGGGACAAGAUGAUUGCUGCCUGCCUCCACAGGUUCCAGCGACUUAAUGAGCGCGGCCAUGACGGUUCAAAGUUUAUCCAACGAGGAUUUGUCUGUCUGGCUGUAGACUUUCUGUGGAACGUGAUUGUCAACUGCCAGGAAAAUGUCAUGAAAAUUACCAUGUUCAAGAAGGAUACGGAUCAAUCAGUUCCAACAGGAGCCGGAGUUAACCUACGCAGCAUUCUAGAAUUUCAUCUUAACAGGAUUCUAGAAUUGAAUCACCAGAGUCAUCUCAAGUACCAAUUCUACCUCCACAACGACUACCGUUUCUCGGCCGAUGACAAGAUGGUGAAGGUAGACGAUCUCCGACAGACAUCACGCCUACAAUGCCACAGUUCUGAUAACAGCCGAUGGCUAGAAAUAGAGGACAUACACAUCUGGUUCAAACACCCAGACCAGAAGAGUACGCGGACCCAAAGAAGUCAUGUUGACUCGAUGAAGGAUCUACCGGAUAGAAAUUUGUCAGUCAAAGAGAUGGGUCGACUGUCCAGGCACAUCGGUAUUUCAUAUCAGACUUUCUUUGUCGAGCUGGGCUGCCCUGUUGUAGUACUGGAACAGAAGAUGGCAGAAAACCGUGUAUUCUCCUUUAGAUCUCUCAUAACGAAGAUCUUUAUUUACCUCCUUCAAACGGACGCGGAUGUUACAUUCACAAGAAUCGCAAAUGCGAUGUCAGAACAUGGCUUAAAUCAAGAAACACUGUAUAACAUCCUUGACGACAACAGGGAUACGUUGUUUAAUGACGACACUUUGUCAGAGGGAUUGUUACAGAAAUGCCUAACUGUAUAUGACGUUCCGGUCAUAGCCGAACACGUGAACCCCAAAGACUACUUCAACCUGUUCCUUGAGCUCGGCUUCACGCCAAAAAGAGUUGACGAGUUUGACGUAGACUUCAGAAACGAUACAAGUCCCAAAAGGAUCAGUGCAAUGGUUGAGGAGUUCAUUGAAAACCACAGUCGACGUCCAGCUCUAAACACAGUUCUGCUUGCGAUGGUGGAAUGCGACAUGGACACGAAUUCCCUCAUCCAAGCCUUAACUCAAACAAAGUGAGACCAGGACAGCGAAUUAGAUGUAGGAGACUUGGAGCGAGUCACAGACUGUCUGUUGGUGUUGAAAUGCGGCAAUAUUAGAGAGGAUUGAAUAUAUCUCGGGAUGGAUCCGGGUUCAACAAGAAAACAAGUCAUGAAAGGCCAACACGUUAUAAGUGACAGUAAAGACGCCAAUUUCUUUAAACGUGGUGAUUCUGGAUCGACCCUGUUUGUCAUGACCCUUACCCUACAUACUAUCCGGACGUGGGUUUGAAGAUAGCGGUUGAGUUUCUCAACAACAAUACAAUCGUUACACCCAUUGGAAGCUUUCUCGAGAAACUCAAAUCCGACCAUGCAAAGGUGCUCGUUGCUUAAAUGCUAACAUAAACAUGCAGAUACUAUGACAUUGACAGUGUAUUACAGGAAUGAUUUGUAUUGCUGCUAGGUUUAGUAAAACGAACUAUUUUAACACUGUUUCAAGAGAUGCAAUCUGACUAUGUAAUACAAAAAUUGUUUAUCAAACGUAAGAUAUCAAUGAAAAGCUUUCAAUGUAAAUACAUCUAAUCUUAAAAGUCCUAAUAAGGCGACGUGCACUUAUUUUGAACUGUUUUUGUCUCAGAUCAAUUCUAGACUGCUGUUAAUGUGGUGAAUCCUUCAGUAAGCGCUGUUAUGACUGCUACUAGCCGUGAAACCAGACCAGUCAGUCGAUUAUGUAUUAAAUUAACAUUUUUACAUUUAUAUUUUAAUUGUAUGUGUAUAUAAACACACCUUGUUUCAUUGUCAGUUGUCAUUGUUUUAUCAAAUCAUAAACACUAUGAGUCAUUGACACUAUUGCCAUAUUGCCAAAUUUGGCUAAAAUAUGUCUAUACUUUAUAAAAAAAUGUUUGCGAAAUUUAAUUUACCUACGUGAUGAUGGAAUAUAUCUUAUAUAUAAUAAUUUGUUUGUCUCUUGUGUCUGAACAAUAGUUAGGACUUUAUUUCAAUGAUAUCUUUCUGUCUGUGUACAUAGAGGAUGUUAUAUACUGAAUAGUAUCAUUUUAGUAAUAAAUAUAUUCAGAAACAAAUUACUGUUAGUAGAUAUAUUAGAGUUGUGUAAUCGUAGAUAUAUUGUAUAUAUUUUUAUUUUAUUAGUUUGACCAAUAAGUUUUUUGAACAUAUUAUAACGUCGAUAGGUUCGAUGGUGAAUAUGGUCGUUGAACUGGACCCAGUUGUUCCAAAUGGCAAUUAGGCUAAGCACAAUAAAACAGCAGUUUUAAAAUCCUGACUAAAGUAUUUGUAGAAACUAAUUAGGCAAACUUUUAUUGAAUUCUAACACUACCUGCCUAUUUGAAAACAUAACUACACUCGGGAUUUGAAGUAAAGGCAAAAAAGAAUGUUUAACCAAUCAAGUGAUUAAGCUAAUUACAUUUUGAACAACUAGACAUUUUGUUCUUUGGAAUAGUUCUAAGUAAGAUUAUUUAAUACAA